Messenger RNA from Botrytis cinerea B05.10, 2840 nucleotides. RefSeq lists its product as hypothetical. The transcript has 6 exons. NCBI's taxonomy places the organism in Eukaryota, Fungi, Ascomycota, Leotiomycetes, Helotiales, Sclerotiniaceae. Gene Ontology annotation, biological process: L-arabinose metabolic process. The coding region runs from base 171 to 2135 and encodes 654 amino acids. The record is from RefSeq and is a predicted model, not a curated record. Gene Ontology annotation, molecular function: alpha-L-arabinofuranosidase activity.
GGGUCAAGGUACUAUGUUAAUCCGAGAUGAGUGGAAAAACCCAUACAUGAAGUGAAGUCUUGGGAAAUCGUAUUUCCGAGGUAUAUAUAGUGCUGGGAACUGCAUGCUACAUGGCUUUUUCCUUCUCAUUGCUAUGAGGUUGCAUUCAGGUUCAGUCUCAAGCUUCCAAAAUGUUAUAUUCUAGUCUUUCUGUUUUACCGGUGCUUGCUGGCAUUGCCAGUGCCAUCAAUAUCACUGCAUCUGCAAGUGGUGGAAAUGCUUCUUCUCCAUUAGCCUAUGGUCUCAUGUUUGAGGACAUCAACCAUUCUGGUGAUGGUGGAAUCUAUGCUGAACUGAUUCAAAACCGAGCAUUUCAGGGAAACCUAGAAUUUGCAUCUACUUUGGAACCAUGGACGGCAAUUGGAAGUUCAGUCUUGACCUUACAAAAUACAUCAAUACCAUUGUCGUCAGCAUUGCCCACAUCAGUCAAUGUUCGUGCAUCAUCCAAUGGCACAUAUUCAAAUAGCACAGGAACAAUUGGACUCUCCAAUCCUGGAUGGUGGGGAUUCAGUGUCCAACCUCAAAAAUAUACCGGAAGUUUUUGGGUUCUGGGCGCAUACACUGGAAACUUUAAGGCAAGCUUGGUCGGUGCAGCUUCUGGAACCGUUUUUGCGAGUGUCGAUAUACCAUCCAACUCCACCUCUGAAGAAUGGACUGAAUUCCCAUUCACUCUCGAACCUACCACUGCAGCUCCAGAUGUCAACAAUAACUUCACCAUCGAAUUUGAAAGUGGACAUUCCCUCAACUUCAAUCUCAUCAGUCUUUUCCCACCAACUUAUAAUGACAGACCAAAUGGUCUUCGACCAGAGCUUGUGCAAGCCAUGAUCGAUUUGAACCCAAGUUUCUUCAGAAUUCCGGGAGGAAACAACAUUGAGGGAGACAGUUACGGUUACCGUUGGGUAUGGAAUGAGACAAUUGGCCCUCUCAAGGAUCGUCCAGGAAGACCAGGAACUUGGGGUUACCAAAACACCGAUGGACUUGGUUUGAUUGAAUAUAUGAACUGGUGCACUGAUCUCAAUGUCGAGCCAGUCCUAGGAGUUUGGGCAGGUCUUUACCUACAAAACGACUCUCCAACACCAAUAGUUGUAGCUGAAGCAGAUCUUCAACCAUAUGUUGAUGAUGCUAUGAACGAACUUGAGUUCCUCCUGGGUGAUACCAGCACAACAUACGGAGCUCUUCGUGCUUCCCUCGGCUAUCCCGAGCCAUGGAAGAUCAACUUUGUAGAAGUAGGCAAUGAAGAUAACCUAAGUGGAGGCCACCCAUCAUACAUCGCCUACCGUUGGCCAAUGUUUUUUAACGCCAUCCACGCUAAAUAUCCAGAUAUCCUAGUCGUCUCUUCCGCUCAAGAUCUUCUCUCUGUUGGUCCUCCUCACACUUCAGCAACGGAUUUCCAUCAAUAUCUCAGACCCGAUGAUUUCGCUGUUCAAUUCGACUUAUUUGAUAAUGCAAAUCGAUCUUAUCCCAUUUUGUUAGGCGAGUAUGCCGUCAUCCAACCAAACGCAAACGGUGCACCUGUCGACUGGAACGCCGCCAAAAUGGACUAUGGAACCUGGAUUGGUGCAGUGGGUGAAGCCAUCUACCUUCUCGGCAUGGAAAGAAAUGGAGACAUCGUCAUCGGAGCCUCAUACGCUCCUGGAUUCCAAAAUAUCAAUUCUUUCCAAUGGACCCCCGAUCUCAUAACCUUUAGCGCCGACCCCGCCGAAACAGUCCUCAGCUGUUCCUGGCACCAACUUCAACUCCUCUCCAACAACCGCUACAACGCCACCGUUCCCUUCACCGUCUCUAAUUCCGAUAAUAGCAGCUCGCCCUUCGGCCCCGCCUUCUACGUCAUCGGUAUCAAUGAGCCCGGGGAAUACGUCUUCAAAGCCGCUGUUUACAAUACUACCACUCCAAUUCCCUUUUCGAUUGAUUUUGAAGGUGUGGAAGCGGGAGCGACUGGUACGCUUACGGUGUUGAAUGCCCCGGAUGGCAAUGCGAUGAAUGUUUAUGGGGGCGAGGAUGUGGUGGUUAAGACAGUAAAGAGCGUUACGGCGGGAGAGGGAGGAAAGUUUGAGUUUGAGUUGAAGGAGUAUGAUAUUGCGGUUUUUACUACGUAGAUUGGGGAUUGUAAAUGGGAGGAAAGAAAGGUUGGGAGGGAAAGGGUAGAGGGUAAUUGAAUAUGCAUGUAUUGAAUUGAACAUAGAAUCGAUAUUCGAUAUUGGACUGAAUUUGAUAGCUUUGUGUGAUUGUAGUUCUUUUUCUUGCUGUUUAUUACGUCUUGGAAACUUGACCGCCCCUUCGUAUGGAUGGAUAUCUGGAGACUGCAUCUUUGUAGCCCGAAGAGGGGAUAGGGGAGAGGAAAUCAAAGUACAACGAAAUCUUUAAUCAAUGGCAGCCGAAAUUUUGGUCUUUGGAGAUGGUGUAGUAGUCUGGUUGAAAUGAGGUUAUGGGAGUGAGCAGUGAGCAGUGAGCAAUACAAUGACAACAAGAUCGCAGAUGAAAUAGCAAUGUCCGCGUAUCCCCAAAUCUUGCGUCUGAAUGCAGAUGUACUAAUUCCGAUCAUGGAAUUUACCUCGACAGACAUGAACAAGCAUGGGAACAGAAAAUCAUGUUGUUGGACCGCUACUUCGCUACCUGUGGUUUCCGCGAUGAUCAAGAUCAUGAUCAUGAUCAAGAUAAACAUCUUGCAUGCCGUCUCCUCCCAUAGACUUAUUUAUACCUUCCUUCCCUACUGUUGCCAAAAACGAUCGUUGAGAUGUUGAAGUCUUCCAUCAUUCCAUCCAUCCAUUCAAUCAAUCGACACAUCUGAUGAUGUAAUACCA